Gracilinanus agilis (Agile Gracile Mouse Opossum) is the source of this 2465-nucleotide messenger RNA. RefSeq names its product succinate-CoA ligase ADP-forming subunit beta (gene SUCLA2). The coding region runs from base 385 to 1776 and encodes 463 amino acids. Gene Ontology annotation, cellular component: mitochondrion; succinate-CoA ligase complex. Lineage: Eukaryota; Metazoa; Chordata; Mammalia; Didelphimorphia; Didelphidae. The record is from RefSeq and is a predicted model, not a curated record. Gene Ontology annotation, molecular function: metal ion binding; succinate-CoA ligase (ADP-forming) activity; ATP binding. The transcript is spliced from 11 exons. Gene Ontology annotation, biological process: succinyl-CoA metabolic process; tricarboxylic acid cycle.
UGUUGGUCUACUGACUUCUGGCUCCUAACCUGGGAGGUUAAAGUGCAUAGGACUAGUGCAGGGUCAGCCCAGGGCAGGGCAGGGCUGAACAUGGGCAGGAGGGCUCCAAGCAGUAACGCCCGCCCUCGCUUCCUGUAGCUGCCCGCGCCGGUAAUUCUUCUUUCGGUUGGUAUACCAGCACCGCCUCCCACAAGGCGGCGCCCGGAUAUCUCACAACCAUAGAGUUUUACAACUCUCCUCCCCGGUAUUCAAUCGUCGGGGGAAGCUUAAGUUGAGAGGUGCCUCCGGGUCGUGGGGGGAGAUAGAGCGGCCCUCCUGCCAGCCUGCGGUUUUCAUCUUCAGGCGCCUGCGCGGAUCGCGGCGGGGUCGGCUUCAGCUUCAGAUAUGGCGGCCUCCAUGAUCUUCAGCCGGCUCUCUGCUGCCGCGGUACUGAGGAGCCACGGGCCCCAGACGGCACUGCGGGCCGCCGCCAAGGUGCUGGGAUGUUCUGGACUGUUGAACAGUCAAGGCUUCCAGCUACAGCAGCAGCAGCAGAGGAAUCUCUCGUUACAUGAAUACUUGAGUAUGGAAUUGUUGCAAGAAGCUGGCAUCUCUGUUCCUAAAGGACAAGUGGCAAAAUCACCAGAUGAAGCAUAUGCAAUUGCCAAAAAAUUAGGUUCUAAAGACGUUGUGAUAAAGGCACAGGUUUUAGCUGGUGGCAGAGGAAAAGGAAUAUUUGAGAGUGGCCUCAAAGGUGGAGUGAAGAUAGUUUUUUCCCCAGAAGAAGCAAAAGCUGUUUCUGCCCAGAUGAUUGGGAAAAAGCUAUUUACCAAGCAAACAGGAGAAAAGGGCAGGAUAUGCAAUAAUGUGUUGGUCUGUGAACGCAGGUAUCCCAGGAGAGAAUACUACUUUGCAAUAACAAUGGAAAGGACAUUUCAAGGUCCUGUGUUGAUUGGGAGUGCUCAAGGUGGUGUCAACAUUGAGGAUGUUGCAGCAGAGAAUCCUGAAGCAAUAUUUAAGGAACCUAUUGAUAUUGUAGAAGGCAUCAAAAAGGAACAAGCUGUCAGGCUUGCACAGAAAAUGGGAUUUCCUUCAAGUCUUGUGGACUCAGCAGCAGAUAACAUGGUCAAGUUGUAUGAACUAUUUUUGAAAUAUGAUGCAACCAUGGUAGAAAUAAAUCCAAUGGUAGAAGAUGCGGAUGGAGGAGUGCUGUGUAUGGAUGCAAAGAUCAAUUUUGAUUCCAACUCAUCUUAUCGCCAAAAGAAAAUCUUUGACCUGCAAGACUGGACUCAGGAAGAUGAGAGAGACAAGGAUGCAGCUAAGGCAGAUAUCAACUAUAUAGGCUUAGAUGGGAACAUAGGGUGUUUAGUAAAUGGUGCUGGUUUGGCUAUGGCCACAAUGGAUAUAAUAAAACUUCAUGGAGGGACUCCAGCCAAUUUUCUUGAUGUUGGGGGUGGCGCUACAGUCAAUCAAGUGACACAAGCAUUUAAACUUAUAACUUCAGAUAAAAAGGUACAGGCUAUUCUAGUUAAUAUUUUUGGAGGAAUCAUGAGGUGUGAUGUUAUCGCACAAGGUAUAGUCAUGGCAGUAAAGGAUUUGGAUAUUAAAAUACCUAUUGUGGUACGGUUACAAGGUACACGAGUUGAUGAUGCUAAAGCAUUGAUAGCAGAUAGUGGACUUAAAAUUCUUGCUUGUGAUGACUUGGAUGAAGCUGCUAAAAUGGUGGUAAAGCUCUCAGAAAUAGUCACCUUAGCCAAACAAGCUCAGGUGGAUGUGAAGUUUCAGUUACCAAUCUGAUCUGGGACAGCUAUGACUUACUGAAAGUGUUCAGUGUUCUUUAGUCUUUCAAAUACUGUGCUCUGUGGUUUUUUCCUUUUCUUUUGUGUAGUUGGAGGCUUUAAUUGCCUUCUGGGCACCCAAACUUUAAAUAUCUUAUCUACAUUAAUUUUACCAUUCAGAAUGGUCAAUUCAUGUAAAGAAAAUGUAAUGCAGCAGUCCGGUUUCUUUUGUUGCAGCCUCCUUCAGCUUUUGCUACAAAAUGUCACUUGCAAUAUGCCUGUUUAUUAUCAUCAGAUACAAAGCUUUUCAGUUGAUAAUGGAAUGAAAUCUAAAGAUAAACUUUUAUUUCUUCUAGUCUUAGUGAUAGCUCCAAAAAGUAGUCUCAUUAAUGGAAAACUGUAUUGAAAUAAUGUUUUAUAUCAGAGACAUUUAUCUUCAAUACCUAUCAAAAACCUACCAAUCAUUAUUUAUAAGCAAUGCUUUCAAACACUCCCCAGAAUGUUAAGUAUUUCAGUGAAGUGACUGAUUAAUUAUUUGGAAAUCAUAUUUUAAUCACUACAAAAUACUGUAGCACUUCAAGUCUCAUGAUUUUGUGGUGCUGUUAAUAAGCACUAUGUAGUUUUGUAUAUGAACAAAUAAAGCAUAUUUACUGAGGGCUUAGCAAACAAAAGAAUGCCAAUUUAAGUUAAUAAAAGUCUCCCAAAAUG